AUGAUUGAUGAUUCUACUGAAGAAUUAUUAAAAGGUAAGACAACUAAUGAUGAUAAUAUAGAUAGGAAAGAUGGAUUCUCUACAGCUGCUUUAUUAUUGGGUCGUUCGCCUGUAGCGAACAUUGAUAUGGAUACAGUUCAAACACCUCCAAAUUAUAAUAAUUUUACUUCAAGUGAUGAAAAUGAAAAUGAAAAUGAUGAUGAUGAUGAUGAUGAUGAUGAUGAUGAUGAUAUUUGUAACAGAUUUCAAUUCAUUCAUGUAUCUGAUAACGAUGACUUGUACAGAAAAGAAAUCCAGUAUAAUAAUAUAUUGAAUGGUCUUUAUAAAGAUAUUUCGCAAUUUUUAAAUAAAAAUGGAAUGUCCCAAUCAUUUUUAAUGUUUUUUAAAAAAUAUAUUAUUAAUUUAAUUAAUGACGGUUUUGACCCAUUAAAAGAUGAAUAUGUUUUAAAUUUAAAUACAGAAUUGAUUAAUAAUCAUGGUUUGAUGACAAAAGAAUUAGAGUUAUUAAUUUCGAAUUUUUUAAUUAAUCCAAAAAAUUUAUUAAUGAAAUUAACAAAUUUUGAAAUUAAUUCAAAUAAAUUAAUUCUAAAAAAAAAUUUUUUGAAAUGGAGAAUUUUAACAAAUACAUCAAUUUAUCAAUUUAAAUUAAUUAAAUUAUAUGAAAACUAUAUUAAAAAUAAAUUCCUUUUACAUUGGUUUAAAAAAUUUAAUCAAUUUAAUAAAAUUAAUAAUGAAAGAGCAAAUAAUGCAAAUGUUUUUAGAUUAAAAGCUUUUGCAUUUGAUAAAUUUUUAUUUAAAUAUGAUUCAAUUGAUAAAAUGGAAUCUUUAUCAAAUACUCAAUUUCUUAAUCAUAUCUUUAAAAAAAUUAAAUUGAAAAAACAAAUUUUAAAUGAAAAUUUUAAUAAAUUUAAUGAUUUAAAAAAAUCUUUAUUAAUUAAAAAAAUUUGGUUAAUUUGGAAACUUAAAAAAAGAUUAAAUGAAUUUAAUUCAAUUCCUUCACAAAAAAAAAUUUUUAUUUUAUGGUCUCAAAAAUUAAAAUCAGUUCAAAAUUUAAUUAAUACUUCUGAUAUUGCAAGAUCAGAUCAAUUGAUUUAUAUUAAUUUUAAAAGAUGGAAAAUAAUUACUCAGAAAAGAUUACAUGUUGUCACAAAAUUAAAUGAAACAGAUGGUCAUAUUAUUAAACUAAAAUAUUUUUCAAAAAUGAUUAAACAAUUUAAAUUAAUUGAAAUUGAAAAUAGUUUUAUUCAGAAAAAAAAUUCAAUGAUUAUUAAAUAUUAUCUUUCAAAAUUUUGGAAACAAAAAUUUCAAACUUUAUUACAUUAUCAUUCUUUUAGACAAAUUAAUGAUGAUAAGCUAACAAAAAAAACUUUUAUUAAUAUAAAGAAGAAAUUUUUUCUGAAUUUAAAUGCAUCAAAUUUUGAAUUGGAUUCAUUAACUAAAAAAUAUUUAAAUAAAUGGAGAUUAAAUCAUAAGGAAAAGAUAAUACAUAAUGAAAAAAAAAUUUUUUCAUUGAAAUCAACAUUCAUUAUGUGGAAACAAAAAUCAUUACGUCAAAAAAAUUACAAUAAAUAUCAACAAAAUUCAGUUCUUAAACUAUUUUUCAAUAAAUGGAAACAAAUGAAUAAAAUCCAUUUAGAUGAUAUUUCCAUUGGUGAAACUUUCCAAAUACAUUCGCAAGAAAAAAGAUUAAUGAUUAUUUGGUUUAAAAGAUUAGAACUAAAUAAUAAUAUGAAUUCUACAGCAGAUUUGUUUAGAAAUUUACAAUUAUUUAGGAUGAUUGUGGAAUAUCACAAUAAACUAAGAUCCAAGAGACUUCAAUGUGAUUCAAUAGAUAUCAGCCCUGUAAAAAUUCAUGUCUUGAAUAAAUUAUUUACUAAGUGGAAAUCACAUACAGAGGAAAAGAAAGUUUCACAACUAAAUAAUACGUUAAAAUUAUUCAACAGAUACGAACAUGAACGAUUACAAAAAAAAUAUUUCCCAUUAUUUAAGAAGAAAUUUGCUAUUAUUGGUAAACAAUAUGUCAGUAGCGCACUAACCUUAGAGAAAAGACAUCGUGGUAGAUUUUUCUUCAAUUGUGUCAUCAACAAAUAUAAAAAAUUUGAUCAUCAAUUGAAAAUGGCAUCAAAUAUUAAUGAUGAUCGUUUACUCCAUGAGUUUUUGAUACUUUGGAUUGAUAGAUAUAACAAAAAUGAAGAGUUAGACACACUAUCUUUACGUUACAUUGAUGAAAGAAAUAUUGAGAUCUUAUCGACAUACGUAAGUCAAUGGAGUAUGCAAUUUUUGAAAAGAACAAGAAAUAACGAAUCUGUUCAAGUGUUUCGAAAGAGAUGGGAUAGAGCCACUAUUAGAGGUUUACUGAUGUUGUGGAAAGAAAAAUAUGACGAGAGACGAUCGCCCAAAAAAAUUAAUGAAAUGACUCAAAAUAUUCAAGGUACACAAACACCACAACGGGUUCCUCCACAAAAUCAGGAUACUAUUCGUGGAUCUUCAAAAGUUAGGAAAUAUAAAAUGGAUGCAAGAAUCAGCCAUUAUAGGAGAGCAGGCAAAGCAAUCCCUAGCCCCAUUAAAGAUGAAAUAGGUGAAUCUAGAGGAUCACCAAACAUUAUUUCUCCUGUGAGGGCAGCACGGUUAGACUUUAAAAACAUGACAGUCUUGAGACCUAAUCAAACCGGUUACAGUCCCGUAAGAUCGAACCCCAGAAGAAGAAGUCCAGAUAGUUACAGCCAAGAAGGUUACUUGAAUGGAUCUCCGAGAGAAAAGACAUUUAAAUCAUAA
This is a messenger RNA of Maudiozyma saulgeensis, 2775 nucleotides long. NCBI's taxonomy places the organism in Eukaryota, Fungi, Ascomycota, Saccharomycetes, Saccharomycetales, Saccharomycetaceae. The record is from the annotation of a GenBank genome assembly.